Chlamydomonas reinhardtii is the source of this 4273-nucleotide messenger RNA. RefSeq lists its product as uncharacterized. Lineage: Eukaryota; Viridiplantae; Chlorophyta; Chlorophyceae; Chlamydomonadales; Chlamydomonadaceae. Gene Ontology annotation, cellular component: plasma membrane. The transcript is spliced from 16 exons. Bases 616 to 2775 code for a protein of 719 amino acids. The record is from RefSeq and is a predicted model, not a curated record.
GAUCAUACUCAGACUUCAGUCGCCACUUCUACACCAGCCUCCUCUCGUGCUCGGCAUUUUAACACUGUACAUUGCGUCCCCUGUCACUUUGACUCCCUUAGGGGCACGCUCCAUGGAUCGCAUGGCGGUCCGCUAGUGCACACAAGGCGGACGAACUAAGUGUUGGCGACCAGGACACACGGUCAACGCGGACGCUGGGGCUGACCGCCCGAGUAACCGAUCAGUGACAGCGAGUCACAGAUAUCAUCUCUAACACAUAUCAUUCGACGAAUACAGGCGUAGGGCUGACGCUGAUAGUCAAUGUGAAGUCUGCGCAUGCCAGCCUAGACGGAGCAUACCUGCGCCAUAGUCGCGACAAUUUAGCUGAGACGAUAGGUGAUCUGAUUCAGAACACAUAUCGCGCAACCGCAAGGGUGUCGAAGUACUCUGGACAAAGAUUGCGUUUUCGUGAUUCAUCGACCUGGCUCUCGGUCUUACAAAUCAGCAUCGCACAAGACUAAAGCUUUAAACGCGGUGUAACGUUGCUUGACUACGCUUCGCUGUAAUAAUAGCAGCGCCACAAGUAGUGUCGCCAAACAACUCUCACUUUGAGCUUGAGCACACCGCUGAGCCCCGAUGUCGCGGAGGCCAUGGCUUCUUGCCCUAGCGCUGGCAGUGGCGCUGGCGGCCGGCAGCGCAGGAGCCUCGACUGGCAGUGACGCGACGGUGCCGGUCGCGACUCAGGAUGGCCCCGACUACGUUUUCCACCGUGCCCACGAGCGCAUGCUCUUCCAAACCUCAUACACUCUUGAGAACAAUGGUUCUGUUAUUUGCAUCCCGAACAACGGCCAGUGCUUCUGCUUGGCUUGGCUUAAAUCCAACGGAACAAAUGCCGAGAAGUUGGCUGCCAACAUUCUGCAGUGGAUUACUUUUGCGCUUUCAGCGCUCUGCCUGAUGUUCUACGGCUACCAGACCUGGAAGUCUACUUGCGGCUGGGAGGAGAUUUACGUGGCCACGAUCGAGAUGAUCAAGUUCAUCAUCGAGUAUUUCCAUGAGUUUGACGAACCUGCGGUGAUCUACUCAUCCAACGGCAACAAGACCGUGUGGCUUCGUUACGCGGAGUGGCUGCUGACCUGCCCCUGGCGCGAUUCGCGCUUAAAUGUCAUUCUUAUCCAUCUGAGCAACCUUACGGGUCUGGCGAACGACUAUAACAAGCGUACCAUGGGUCUGCUGGUGUCAGAUAUCGGCACGAUCGUGUGGGGCACCACGGCCGCGCUGUCCAAGGGAUACGUCCGUGUCAUUUUCUUCCUGAUGGGCCUGUGCUACGGCAUCUACACAUUCUUCAACGCAGCCAAGGUCUACAUUGAGGCGUACCACACCGUGCCCAAGGGCAUUUGCCGCGACCUGGUCCGCUACCUUGCCUGGCUCUACUUCUGUUCAUGGGCUAUGUUCCCGGUGCUGUUCCUGCUGGGCCCCGAGGGCUUUGGCCACAUCAACCAAUUCAACUCUGCCAUCGCCCACGCCAUCCUGGACCUUGCCUCCAAGAACGCUUGGAGUAUGAUGGGUCACUUUCUGCGUGUCAAGAUCCACGAGCACAUCCUGCUGUACGGCGACAUCCGCAAGAAGCAGAAGGUCAACGUGGCUGGCCAGGAGAUGGAGGUGGAGACCAUGGUGCACGAGGAGGACGACGAGACGCAGAAGGUGCCCACGGCAAAGUACGCCAACCGCGACUCGUUCAUCAUCAUGCGCGACCGCCUCAAGGAGAAGGGCUUCGAGACCCGCGCCUCGCUGGACGGCGACCCGAACGGCGACGCCGAGGCCAACGCUGCAGCCGGCGGCAAGCCCGGAAUGGAGAUGGGCAAGAUGACCGGCAUGGGCAUGGGCAUGGGUGCCGGCAUGGGCAUGGCGACCAUCGAUUCGGGCCGCGUCAUCCUCGCCGUGCCGGACAUCUCCAUGGUGGACUUUUUCCGCGAGCAGUUCGCGCGGCUGCCCGUGCCCUACGAACUGGUGCCCGCGCUGGGCGCGGAGAACACCCUCCAGCUGGUGCAGCAGGCGCAGUCACUGGGAGGCUGCGACUUCGUCCUCAUGCACCCCGAGUUCCUGCGCGACCGCAGUCCCACGGGUCUGCUGCCCCGCCUCAAGAUGGGCGGGCAGCGCGCCGCGGCCUUCGGCUGGGCGGCAAUCGGCCCCAUGCGGGACUUGAUCGAGGGUUCGGGCGUUGACGGCUGGCUGGAGGGCCCCAGCUUUGGCGCCGGCAUCAACCAGCAGGCGCUGGUGGCGCUGAUCAACCGCAUGCAGCAGGCCAAGAAGAUGGGCAUGAUGGGCGGUAUGGGUAUGGGCAUGGGCGGCGGCAUGGGUAUGGGCAUGGGUAUGGGCAUGGGCAUGGCCCCCAGCAUGAACGCCGGCAUGACUGGCGGCAUGGGCGGCGCCUCCAUGGGCGGUGCCGUGAUGGGCAUGGGCAUGGGCAUGCAGCCCAUGCAGCAGGCUAUGCCGGCCAUGUCGCCCAUGAUGACUCAGCAGCCCAGCAUGAUGAGUCAGCCCUCCGCCAUGAGCGCCGGCGGCGCCAUGCAGGCCAUGGGUGGCGUCAUGCCCAGCCCCGCCCCCGGCGGCCGCGUGGGCACCAACCCGCUGUUUGGCUCUGCGCCCUCUCCGCUGAGCUCGCAGCCCGGCAUCAGCCCUGGCAUGGCGACGCCGCCCGCCGCCACCGCCGCACCCGCCGCUGGCGGCAGCGAGGCCGAGAUGCUGCAGCAGCUGAUGAGCGAGAUCAACCGCCUGAAGAACGAGCUGGGCGAGUAAACUGCUGGCCCAGCCGUACGGACAUAUGCCUGCUGAGGCACCAGCGCCGCAACACACAUCGCCGCAGCUGUCGCGGCUGCCAUGUUGGAUUUGCGCGUGGCGGCGUGGUGGUGUGGUGGUGUGGUGGCAGGAACAAGGGCGAAGCUUUAACUUACCCGGCGCUCAGCGCUUCGUUCAUAGGUUCGGCGCUUGAGCCGUGGUAGCGGCAAGUGUGCCCGCGGCAACGCGGGGCAAAGCGAAGACGCCGAUGACUUGACGCCUGGUAUGACACCUUGGUCUAUGAAGUCGCGCUGCGGUGCUGGGAUCAAGAAACAGCAACUCGAGGAAGGUAUCAUCGAGCGUCGUUAUACAGCAGACAAGGUACGAAACGGUGUGCAGGAGGGCAUGCACAGCAGCUUCAAAUGGCACGUGCAUGGCUCUGUUGCGAACAAGCUGCUCUGAGACACGGAUUGAGAGCCCUUAAUCGGUGGUCACAAGAGGUGGGGUUACGGUAUCGGGGCGCUGCGAUAGUCCUGCAAGUGCUGCCUGUUGAACACAAGGGCUCAGAAUUUAUGGCAGGGAAGGUCAAGGCCGAGAAUGGCCGCGUGCGUGAUUUAUUGUUUGAGCCAGGGCUUGUUGAUACUGUAUUAAUCAUGCGUGUGUGUUUGUGUGCGUGAACGUGACCCGACGGAUUCCGUGAGCCGCUGCGCAUGCAAGAUCCGGCCCUGACCUAUGUCCUAGUACAAGCCGAUCGUGCUUGGCCUGCCUUGAUUAAUGCGUCGCCUGAGGAUUCCCGUUUGUGGCUUUUAAGGAGCGCGAAUACGGCAGUUACGUGACCUGCUUGUCGGGUUGGGGAAAUCCGUCUGGUGUGUACCUGGCCUGGCCGGCUGAUCGGGUCUGCUUCCGGCAAGUAACUGUGCGGGUGAAACUACAAAAGGCAGCGCCGGUUGUGGGCGUCGUUUUGGUUGGUUUGGCGGGGUUCCCAUUGCAAUGUGUGUUUCCAUAAAUCAUGGGCGACACUGGAUGGAACGGCUUUGGCUUGCGCGGAGGCUUCUCAGGUCGGUACCUAAUAUUGCCAUAACCUCUCUUUCAAACCUGCGCCUCCUGCAAUCAAUAGAUGCAGGGGGCUGCGCAUCAACCCUGGGGACCAUACAAUGCUUAAUUCCGCUCUGCAAUUAUUCGAGUAGUGGCCUGUCGCGGAGAAGCUGCUUCAGGGUGUCAAUGUGGCUGCAGGACGGCACAAUAAAAGAGAGUGUGGGAGCACCGUAUCCUGAACAGCGGUGGAUUCUCAGAGCCUGUGGGCGCUUGCCCGGCGCACCGGCCGCUCGUGGGGGGUAGCAGCUGCGGCUGGUGUGCUGAUCUUCAUUUGUUUCUGUUUGGGGGGGCACCCCUUGCUCUCGUUGGUGUGAGCGCCGGUGCGCAGUUGUAAUAAGGGAAGGGAGCAUAACGCGGCGUGGCUUACACUAAGAGAGUUGAUACUUUGAAUCGACGCCUUGGAUGCAUGUAAAACCAGAAUUUG